UUCGUUUUGUAAUUUUGCUGUGAAAGCAGUUUAUUGUGUGGUUUCACAUAUCUACAUUUAGGUUUACUUUCUAGAAUGCCUCCAGCUCUGUACACAUUUGGAUUUAUACUCGUGGUCCUUACAAGAAAAGUGGAGAGUGUUACCUUUGAACAGUCGUCUGCUCAAGUUGUGAACAAAGGGACUGAGGAGCUCAGGAUUAACUGCAGUCACGAUGACAGCAACUUACAAGUAAUGCUGUGGUACCAGCACAAGCAGAGUGAUCAGGCGAUGAGCCUCAUUGGGUACACAGUGCUUAUGGGUGAACCAAACUAUGAGAGCCAGUUCACAGACCGGUUUCAGAUAAAAAGAGACAACACAGUGAAAGGCUCUCUGAUCAUCAAAAACCUUAAUCUGUCAGACUCAGCUGUGUAUUUCUGUGCUGCCAGCACACAACAAAAAGUGUUUGCAAAGGAGUUUUUCAACUGUGGAAGUAGUCCUAAACCAAAACAUCAUAAGGGUCUGACUGUUCUUGUUCUUCAGUCUGAAGAUCAAAUGUCUGACCCAGGGAGAACAUUGAUGCUGGAGUGCAAAAUGGGUUCAGGGUUCAGCAUGGGCAGCUACACCAUGCUCUGGUACAGACAGAACCACCACGGGGCUCCAAUCGAGUUCCUUGUAAAAGAAUAUGAUAAACCUGUGGGACGCUUAGAGUCAUUUCUCGAUGCAUCCAAAAACAACUUCUCUCUACAAAUAACUGAGCUGCAUAUCAAUGACAGCAGCACCUAUUACUGUGCUGCCAAAGCUUACGAAGCUUACUUUGGAAAAGGAACAAAACUGACUGUAUUAGAAGAAAACAGUAAAAUCACUCCACCACAAGUAAAAAUACUGGAACCUUCAAAACAUGAGUGCAGAAACAGCAAAGACAAAAAAAGGAAGAAGACCCUCGUCUGUGUGGCCUCUGGUUUCUACCCUGACCAUGUCGAAGUGUAUUGGCAAAUGAAUGGGAAAAAUGUCACUGAUGGUGUGGCAACAGAUGAAGCUGCAGAGCGGAUUGAAACCCCCCCUGUAUCCUAUAGAAUCACAAGCAGGUUGAGAGUUUCUGCUAAAGAUUGGUACACGGAGGGAAAAAACUUUUCCUGCAUUGUCAGUUUCUACAAUGGAACGGGCACCACCAAACAUUUUGGUGAAAUAUCUGGUGUUGAAGAUAAAGAAGAUGGAGGCAUGGGAAGAGAGAAAUAUUUGAUGAUCACAAAUAAAGCCAAACUCUCCUACACCGUUUUUAUCUUCAAGAGCUGCCUCUAUGGAGCCUUUGUUGGAUUUUUGGUCUGGAGGCUGCAGAGUUCACCAGGAAAACGUAAAAAAUAAGAGCUGAGCUGUGGACUGACCAAAGAUUUGGGACUUGGA
Molecule: messenger RNA, 1380 nt
Organism: Pundamilia nyererei
Lineage: Eukaryota; Metazoa; Chordata; Actinopteri; Cichliformes; Cichlidae
Exons: 10
Coding region: 76-1341 (421 amino acids)
Biological process (GO): cell surface receptor signaling pathway
Cellular component (GO): plasma membrane
Source: RefSeq, a predicted model, not a curated record